Messenger RNA from Pygocentrus nattereri (red-bellied piranha), 5004 nucleotides. Its product is annotated as WW domain-binding protein 1-like. NCBI's taxonomy places the organism in Eukaryota, Metazoa, Chordata, Actinopteri, Characiformes, Serrasalmidae. Bases 74 to 1219 code for a protein of 381 amino acids. The record is from RefSeq and is a predicted model, not a curated record. The transcript is spliced from 5 exons.
CACAGGACUCCAAGAAGAUAAACUGUGGGCUAAUCAGAAUGCAGUGGGUGUGGUUUGAGUGCUGGGCGGUGGGAUGGGUGAGUUUGCUAUGGGGAAUAAUGGAAGAGACAGAGCUUCAGUUCAGAACUGGACGUCUGCGUUCAGGUGGAACAGCAUGGAGGUGACAGUGGCUCCAGAUGAUGCAGGAAUGGGAACUGUGAACAAGGAUCUCUUGUCCUUCAGCCUGACCUCGUGCCCUGGGAUCAGCAGUCCGGCGUGUGUGUGUGAGGCAGGUCUCUGCUGUGGGGAAACAGGCUGCUAUGUGUACUACGAGUUGUGGUGGUUCUGGUUACUCUGGACCGUUCUGAUUGUGUUCUGCUGCUGCUGCGUGUUCAGACACAGACGGAUGAAGCUCCGUCUCCAGCAGCAGCGGCAAAGAGAGAUCGAGCUGAUGGUGUAUCAGAGAGCCUGCAGAUACACACCUCCUCACCUUCAGCUCAGUUAUCUUGCUCUCUCCAAGCUGCCAUCCUACGAGGAGGCGGCAGCUGACUACAGAGGUCUUCCCCCAUCAUACAGUGCUGCGUUUGGCCUGCAUGGUGGCAUUCUGCCCUCCUCGUACAGCUUGGGGACCUUCAGCUCCUGCUCCUCUGAGUCUAGCUCUCUCUUCUCCUCCUCUGCUCCAACAGACGAGAUGCUAACCAGCAGUGCCACAACGCCCAGUGACUCCGGAGACACGUCUGGUUUAGGCCUGGCUCUGCCCACUUUGGUAGAAGAGAACACCCAUGAACAGUCUGACUCCAUGUCACCACCGCUGCCACACCCACAGGGGGUGGAAUAUGACUUAAAUGCAGAAGGUGGUGUUGAGGAGAGUCCCAGAGUCACACCCUCUGUUCUUAAACACACAGUUUUUUCCUCCAGUGUCUGUGUGUUGGAGAUUGAGCGAAGAGCAGAUGAAGAGGACCCGAAGGAGAACAGCUUUCGUCUCCGCACUCUGACAGGCGACUCCGGCAUUGAAGUUUGUCGCUGCAGGGUUAUUCAGGAGGACGACGAUGAUGAUAACGAAGAGGCUGAAGCGAGCGCCGUAGGGGGUGGGGCUGGGCUCGUCCACGACAGUGUGGACUGCUCAUGCCGAAACCUGUCUGACCAGUCAGAGCUUCCAGGUGUAGACUGCAACCUUCAUGGCUCUGCCUCCAAAAACCAGAGGAUUGAGGACUCUGUUGUCACUAUGGAAUCCUCAUGAAAACAACAAAUGAGAUUCCAACAAACAACAACCAAGUCAUUGAUCAACCUGACACACAGUUACUUAUAUAGAGUCCAUGUUAUACAUUCUGUAUGUUGUAUGUAAGUCCACUGGGUUUUGUGAGGCAGUCGUACACCAGUGUGUGCAGGCCUAGAUCAUCCAGUUUUACUGGCUAGGGGCCCAAGCCAGUAGGGGGCAGUGUGAGCAAUUAUGACAAAAUUCUAACAGCUGCCUUCAUUUCCAGCACGAACUGAACGAGCAGGUACCGUGGGGGGAGAAAAAAAAAACAAUUUCAACCUUAUUGAAUUUAAUUCUAAUUCAGAAACCCGACGCUCUCCACAUCGUUAGUGAAUACCAGCUUCACUGCCUGCUCCAAUCACUGCUUAGCAGCUAUUUUACUAUUUACCAUUACCUCGGUCAAGCUUUCAGUUUUUCAGCCAAAAUUUCCUUGGAAUUUAUUUUCAAUUUGAACUUGAAGCUCAGUAUAUUUUUAAAAAUGUGCCUGGGAGCCCCUGUAAGAGUGAGACCUCAUAUGCCGGCAGAGAAAUGCGUUUUCAGGCUGGGUUUACAGGCUGAGCAGCAGCGGCUGUGAACGGUCUACUUUCACUAAAAGUUAUCAAGGGUAAGAUAUAAAUGGUGCAUAAACAUUUUUCAUGCCCACCAUAGCAGAAGGUUUUAGUUUAGGACGCUCCAUUGUUUAGGUUUAUAGGUAUGCUGGUGUUUUUAUUGUUUCUGUCGUGUCAUUUGGAAACUGCUGUUUCUAUUGCCUGUAGGCAACAAGGGGCCGAUGGACACAGUCCCUUCUGGAUGAAAUGGACAAGAAGGUGAUAACAGGAUUAGCCUAAUAAUGCCAGACGAGGUGCAGCCCAUUUCAAUUUUUAUACUUGAGAGCAAAUAGACAAAUUCAUUAAAUAAUUAUAAGUCAUUUAACUUUCAGCCACAUAGGAAAUAUUCAGUUCAAGAGUAUUAUUAUCAUUAUCAAUAUGAUUAUCAGCAUCAUUAUUAUUAUUAUUAUUAUUAUUAUUAUUAGGAGUGCUGUUCACUUGGGUAGGUUAAUUAAUAAUGUUUUCAAUCCACAAUGCAUUGUAGAUACACAUGCUCUUCAAGCAGUGUGAAGGGUAAAUUGGGGCAUGGUUGGAGAUGAUGAUGGUGAUGAUGAUACAUUUAGAUAACCUGGUUUUACUUUUGUUUGCUGUAAGCCUGCAGCUUUCUAGUGCACAGAUUUCGUGUAACUUGCUGUGAUGUCAUACAAAAUGUCCUGAACAUGGGAAAGAAGUUUCCAGAUAGGGCUCCAUCAAACAUUUGUGCCAGGGGUCUAUAAUUUGAUGAACUAGGACUGAGUGUGUGAUAUAUAGUAUCUUACAGCUUAGAAUGCAGAUCAGUCAAGCAGAUUUUAGGAUGGAGAAUACUAUUUUAGAAAUAAUAUUGUAGGGUUUACCGCUGUUAAGACAGACACACUCUAAAGCAUUUUGAGAGUUAAACCUAAAGUCACGUAACUAAUGAUUUGUGCCCUGGCAAGCAAGAACCAUAUUAGUAUUCGCCCUAAAGACUGAAUUUUGUCUGUCUGGUGUGCGAGUCUCCAUCACUCGAUUGUUUUCAGUUCAAAUCGCACACACAGCAGCUGAUGCAGAAACAGUGGAGCAAGUGAUGUGUGUGAAUAGUGGGACUCAGUGACUGUCACACAGCAUGACAUCACACACACACACACACACACACACACACACACACACACACUGUUACGACCCGGUCUAGGUCAAGCAGUAACAAUAUGAAAGAGUGAGAUGUGGUGAUGUGCGUGAGAGAUGAAACACCAAACGCAACUAUUAAGUUCAAGACUGUAUUAUGUGACUAAGACAAAAACAACAGUAGAUUCGCAUAUAACACACACACACACACACUCUCUCUCUCUCUCUCUCUCUCUCUCUCUCUCUCUCUCUCUCUCUCUCUCUCUCAGGACAGCAGCUGCUAGCCUCCAUUGGUGUCGCUCUAUUUGUCAUGGCUGACAGGCUUAAAACCCCACAACUCCUUUCUGCAGUGAAAUGUAAUGAAUUUGCAUGUUUUUAAUUUUAAAAAUCCAAACUAAGAUUCACACCACACAGUCAAAUAAUGAAACUGUGUAUCUCUAUGGCCACCUAGAAAUAGCCUGAUUAAGCCAAAUUGAUCUAACUGACCAAAACCUCUAGAGGAAACAGUUUAGCACUGCCAUCUGACCAAGGUUUGCCAUCUUUAAAAACCUUUUAAAAAAGGUUUGACUUUUAAAAAAGACUUCUUUUUUAUCCUGUAGCAGCUGAUAUGCAACAAAUAGUUCUGGCAAUGGUACACAGAUGUACUGGCUCUCUGAGCAGAUGAUUAUAGUCCAGCAGGUUCUUGGUGUCAGUGUAUGGAACGCAUAAAUAAUUGGAUGAGGCAAAUGAUUCUUAAAUUAAAUAGGAAUAAAAGAGAUUUUGUGUUUGGCAUAUGAAACGGGGGGGGGGGUCUAAAAACAAAAGACCAAGGUCUAAAGCUUGGCAUACUAAUAGACUCGGAUCUCAGCUUCACUAACUAUCGUAAAGCAAUCAGUAGCGCUGCAUUAUGUCAUCUUAAAGAUAUAAUCAUAGCCAAAUGUUGGGUGGCCUUACAAGACGAAGACAAACUCAUCCAUGCUUUAAUCUCUGACUUCGCAAAAAAACUAAACAGCUACAGCUCAAUUAGAAGCCCUAUUGUCACAGUUCCUCUGGAACUACAGGACAGAAUACAUCACUCCACUGCUAAAAUCUUUACCCUGGUUUCCAGUUGGUCACAGAGUAGAUUUUAAAGUGCUGCUGCUGGAAUAUAAAUCGCUGUGGGGUUUAGGCCCAUAAUAUAUCUAUGAUAUUUUUAAAGAAUAUAAACCAUGUAGUUCUCUUAGAUCCAUGCAUUCUGGUCAGCUAGUCGAGUCUAGAGUCCAAAUUAAACGUCCCAGCAGACCUUAGAUGUGCCCUAAAUGUAGAGAUUUUUAAAUCUUGGUUCAAACGUUUCUCUUUUCAAGUGCCUAUUAUUGAAUUUGCCAAUGCGCUUUGUUUUUAGCUCAGUUUUAUUUCGAAUUGCCCUUGUUUGUACUUCCAUUUCAUUUUCUUUUAUUUCUUGAAGCUAUUGCACUUUCUAUCUCUUUAGCUCUCUCUUAGUCUGUUCCAUUAGUUUUACUCUUUGUCUUUUUUACAUUUUUCAAGGCUAAUCCGACAGUCUGUGUAUCCUGCGUUUAACCAACUCAUCAUCUUGCUUGCUUAGGGUCCUGGAAAAGGCAUAAGUCUAAAGCCUCAGUGCAUUGGUUGUCUUAGGUUUCUCUCAAAAUCAUUUACAUUUAUGGCAUUUGGCUGACGCUCUUCUCCAGAGCGACUUACGAUCUGAUCAAUUUCCACAGGUGGGCGAAGGCGGUGUUUGGGAGUCUUGCCCAAGGACCCUUAUUGGUGUAGGUUUAAUUGACUUGGAGGUUAAAUUCUAACACUGUCAUCCCAAAGAUUCACAAAUACCCUACAGAUUCUGCGUAUUGUUUUGGCUGUUCUUCCAGUGAAAGCUGGUAAACUGGACGCUUCACAAGCAGUUGCAGCUCACAGUUAACACAAACGACGACGACAGCUUACGUGGUGCACAAGAUUUAACAGGCCAUCUUUUUCUGACUCACCUCAUGAGACCUAGUUGUAUUGUUUUUUGCUCUUAAGCAUUUUGUCUUUAUUUUUGAUGUUCUUUUUGCUUUUAUUUCUGUGAUGUCUGUUUAAUUGUCUUUGGAUAUGCAUGAAAUAUGCCAUAAAAUAAACAUGCCUGCCUUG